Messenger RNA from Phanerochaete carnosa HHB-10118-sp, 3187 nucleotides. RefSeq lists its product as uncharacterized. The transcript has a single exon. NCBI's taxonomy places the organism in Eukaryota, Fungi, Basidiomycota, Agaricomycetes, Polyporales, Phanerochaetaceae. The coding region runs from base 484 to 2538 and encodes 684 amino acids. The record is from RefSeq and is a predicted model, not a curated record.
UUCCCGACCUCAACGCCUUAACCUCAACGACAACUAAGCACGCGACGACGACGGCGAGUCUGAGCUGCGGCAUUUCGUGGUGAACGAUGGCGACAGCUUCGACACACAGAGCCGCGGCCUCCAUCUCUCAGACUCGCCUCGCUCCCCCGACCCCGGAUGGUAGGCCUAGGCGAAUGACAUCUCCCUCGCUGCCCCCGCCUGCACCGCUCGAUCUCGUCAGUAGCAGCUGUAUGUCAACCACAAUAGUCCCUCUAAUAUUGAUCUGUACAGCCAGAGCCAACGACUCACAGCCGCCACCGCCCUCCUUCGCCGCUGCGCAACGCGGUGACCGCUGAUCCCGAUACAGGCGACAUCAGCGAGAGCGGUUCUGAACACAACUCGAUUGAGUCCCGGGAUCGCUUCCAAUGGAGCGAUGGGGUCAACGCCCCGUCUCCUUCUGUUGCUCAGUUUGCGGCGAACUUUGCCCAGAGGGUCGGCUCGCUCAUGAGUAACAAGUCGAGCACGCAUUUACCCACGGACGAAGAGCUCCUGGCAGAGGCCGAACGCGAACGCGAACGAAGCAGGCGGGAGGCUGAGCGCAUUAUCACCCGUGAGGCUGAGUCGAAACGUCUGGAAGAACGGGUGCUGGCCAUGCUAGACGGCGACAUGCGAAAGCUGCCACCUCCAGUGACGCCGACAAUGUCGUCCACGCCCCCAUCGCCCUCAGGAUCCAACAAGGAAGGCACGAGCUGGCUAUCGGCCUUCAAGAACAAGCUGACUCCGACGAAGGAGCCCCUCACUCCCGCGCAACAGAUCAUUCAAGAGACGAAAGCGCGAGAGAAAGAGAUUGCAAAGGAAGAGAAGAAGAUGGGGAAGGAGAAGAAGGAGAUAGAGAAAGAGAUGAAGAAGGUUGUCAAGAAGCAGAGUCAGCAAAGAAGCGGCGACUGGCCAUCGUCGCCCGAGGGAAAGUUCAAUGAUCCUGUGUUCAUGAAUCUCCACGCGCCUGGUCAAUCAUCGCAGCCUCCAGCUCGUCAGACGACUGGCUCGCCUAUCUCAACGCCAGCUCGCCAAAUCAGCUUGCCACCCAGUCUCGCACCCUCCCCUUUGCGUAACAACGAUGGCCGCUCGACGUCUCCUGGACGCAGUGGUCCCCCGCUCUACGCUCAAUUCACUCCGGAAGGAUCUUUGGAUAUACCCUCUACUUUGCUCACAGUUGCCACUCGCUUCGAGAAACUGGAACGAUGGACUGUCGGGCACGUCCGUGCCCUUGAAGAGCGCAUGGAUGAUGUCGAGCGCUGGCUCGUGGAUAAGGAGAGGGAGAAAGAGAAGGAUAAAGAGUCCCAGGAGCAGUCCAAUGGCACUGCCGUUCAAACCCACCGGACGGGAGAACCGGCCACUCUGGAAGCGGCAAUUGGUGAGCUUCGAGAUGAGCUCGCUGAGGUCCAAGGCCGUAUCGGGGAGCUCGGUCGAGAGAUGGCUAAGAUGGUCACCGCUCCGGGCAACCUUUCUUCAGGCCCGUCUCGUGGCUCUGCCUCCAUUGGCAGGUCGCCGUCUGCAAGCUCUUCAAUUGCGUUGCGUUCGAUGUCAACCUCGGUUUCUACCGCGCCACGGACCUCCACAUCUCCGACGUCUGCCAAAGAGCCCAGCACGUCACCUAUCGCAACUCCCAGUACCUCAUCAAGAACUCGCUUGCCAUACCCUACCGGCGAUUAUGCUACUCCUCCUGACAGUGUGCAUAUUACGCAGGGCGCAUUCUCUCCACCUGCUUCGCCUCCUGACUCUGGUGCUGGUCGUCGGGUCUCCGUCUCGGGGCUCCCGUCUACUGGCUCAGACUACUUUGCUUCCAGUAGCAGCCCUUCUUCCGGACUUCCUACUCGCGCUCUUAGCCCGCCUCCGCUUCCCCCACCGCCUGCUCAGGCUGAAUUGCGCCGUUCGAGCGUGAGCCCUACCCCGAGAAAGCGCUACACUGUCGCUCUGGGCGACUCCAUCAUGUCUGCUUCAGAUCGCGGACGUAGCAGCUCUCGGGGCCCGUCUACCAUCCGUCUGUCAAGCUCACCCGCGUCAAUGUCCACCUUAGCCGAUACUACCGAAGACUCGGACGACGCGGACGACGUGAACGACGAGACAAUUGGUAAGACUGCCGCGCGACGCUCUGGUCUCACGAGAGCCAGGUUCGACGGCAAUGACAGCGACCGUUCCUCGCAGCCGUCGCCUUCUCCCGCGCCAUUGCGUCAAGGCCGUGCGCGCCCCGUGUCGAUGUACAGCACGCCCGUCUCUUCGUUGCAGAACCUCAUUGCACCGACAGCCGUGCGCCCGCUGAAUAUGCGUUCGCGCUCACGUUCACGUUCAAUGGACAAAUCCGCGAUCGAGGCGUCCACGAGCAGCGUCAGCGUCCCGCAAACGCCGUCGUCCGCCCGCUUCGUCGAUCCGCUGAUCGUGCGCCGGCAGACGAGGGAGAUCGAGGCAAGCCAGGCGCCGCCUGCACCCAAGGUCAUGCCCGGCAAGUCCAAGGUGCCUAUCGGGCAACUCGUCGCGUUCUUCGACCAGGAGAAACGGUAGUGCAUUAUGUUCUGUGAAUUACCUUGGUAUGCUUCUACUCUUACACGCUCUCGCACGCUUCGCUUUUCGUCCCGCAAUACCCUCUCUUCGAAUUCGCAGCUGUGGAGGUAUUCACGCUUGGCUGGGGCACCAUAUUCUCAUUUUCUGAGCUGGAUUGUAUUUACGAUCGUUGCACGACCCUGUGUACGACCCCGUUUAUGACCACAUGCAAAACUCCGUUUGCCAUCCCUGGAGGAACUGCAUUCGGGACUCCAUGAACAUGAACAGCCCCGUUUGGCACUCCUUGAGCAGCCGCAUUGGGAAAUCUGGGGUCGUUCAUUGUCGUUGCAUACUGCAUUCUGGUCGCAUUCAGAACCUGUCGCCACCGCUGCAGCGAUUCCCGAGUAUCAUGAGGAUUCACUGUUCAGACGAGAUGAGCAGUCUUAUCGAAGAUUCUCGCCACGAUGCACACACCGUCUAUCCAUUCUCUGAACACCACUUGCCCUGUCAACGGAGGGACAAUUCCGCCGCUGGCUUGCAUCUCGCGUGCCAGCUGCGCAAUGUCCCAGCAUGCGUUCAGGACCCUCUUCAUGGAUCUAUCAUGCACGCCCAUUGCGGUGAGGUUCCAAUGUGCCCACCAGAUCUUGCGUAUGAAUCCGCGAAUUUCGGG